AGGGGUGUCGGGGAAGUCCUCCGCUGCUUCGGGGCCGCCGGAGCCGAGCUGGGCAGGGAGCGCCGCCGCCGCCGUCAUGUCGGGCCAGUCGAUCACCGACCGGAUCACGGCGGCGCAGCACAGCGUCACCGGCUCGGCCAUCGCCAAGGCCGUCUGCAAGGCCACCACCCACGAAGUCAUGGGCCCCAAGAAGAAGCACCUCGACUAUUUAAUUCAGUGCACGAAUGAGAUGAAUGUGAAUAUCCCACAGUUAGCAGAUACACUUUUUGAGAGGACGGCGAACAGUAGCUGGGUAGUAGUGUUCAAAGCCCUAAUUACAACACACCACCUCAUGAUGUAUGGGAAUGAGCGCUUUAUUCAAUAUUUGGCAUCUCGAAAUACAUUAUUUAAUCUCAACAACUAUCUUGAUAAAAGUGCCAUGCAGGGCUAUGAUAUGUCUACCUUCAUCAGACGAUAUAGCAGAUACUUGAAUGAAAAAGCACUUUCUUAUAGACUUGUAGCAGUUGAUUUCACCAAAAUGAAAAGAGGGAUUGAUGGUGUGAUGAGAACAAUGAAUACUGAAAAGCUUUUGAAAACCCUGCCCAUUAUUCAGAGUCAGCUGGAUGCACUUCUUGAUUUUGACGCAAACCCAAAUGAACUAACCAAUGGAGUAAUCAAUGCUGCCUUCAUGCUCCUCUUUAAAGAUUCCAUUAGGCUUUUUGCAGCCUAUAAUGAGGGGAUCAUUAAUCUGUUAGAAAAAUAUUUUGAUAUGAAGAAGAACCAGUGCAAAGAAGGUCUGGAUAUUUACAAAAAAUUUUUAGCCAGAAUGACCAAAUUAUCAGAAUUCCUCAAAGUGGCAGAGCAAGUUGGAAUUGAUCAGGGUGACAUUCCAGAUCUUACUCAGGCUCCCAGCAGUCUGCUUGAAGCCCUGGAGCAGCAUCUGGCUUCUUUGGAAGGAAAGAAGACCAAGGAAGUUUCAGCUGCCAGCAGAGCAAGUACUCUCUCCAGUGCGGUUUCCACCCUGGCCAACACAGGAAUGUCCUUCAGCAAAAUGGAUGAAAGAGAGAAACAGCAGGCUCUGGAGGAGGAACAGGCCAGAUUGCAGGCUCUGAAGGAACAGCGCCUGCGAGAGAUUUCUGUGGUUUCCAAUUCUACUUCCACAUCUGCUUCUCCAAGCACUUUAUCAGGAAAGAGCGUGAAUACCAAUCCUGCAGUUGACCUUUUUGCAGCCCCUGCACCAACCACCAAUAGCAUGCCCAACCUUUCCACUGAUCUCUUCGAUCUUCAGCCUGCAUUUGUUCCCACGGUACAAAGUACUCCAGCUAUAGCAACCUCAGCGAGCAGCGCCUGGGGAGGACAUUUCUCAUCUACAAAUGGUUGUGUUGGGUCUCCACCCCACCUGGAUGUCUUUGAUAUGAAGCCGGUUGAAGAAGCUGUAAAAAGUACAACCCCUUUUGUGAGCUCCACCUUUGCCUCCAAACAAGCAGUGGAACUAUUUAGUGGCUACCCUCUUCAUUCAGCAUCACAGAAAACUGCCUCUUCAACAAUCAAUGUGGACUUUGAUGCUGUAUUUGGUGGAAAAUCAACUGUAAAUGAUUUUGGAACUACAGCAGAUGAUGUAUUACAGCCAACAGUAGCUGCACAAAAUCAGAGAGGAAAUAUAAUUGGGCAGCAAAGUGGGAAGAUUUUGGCCAAUGACCUUGACUCCUCACUUGCUAAUCUUGUAGGAAACCUUGGAUUUGGAGGGACACCACCCAAAAAAUCUGAUAUGCAGUGGAAUCAGCCUACGGAGAAGAAACUUACUGGGGGAAACAACUGGCAAGCAAAAACAAGCACCUCAACUACGUGGAACACUGUUCCUGUACCUCCUGCUCCACAGAUGGUACCUGCUCCAGUAACCUACCCAGUAAAUACACCUCAAGUGCCUGUGUAUGGAAUGGUACCUACUCAGAUUGGAACUGCCCCUAUUAUGGCACCUCAGCCUAUGAUUUAUGCCCAGACAGGUCUAAGGCCCAACAAUCCUUUUGCACCUAUCUCCGGAACACAGAUUCAGUUUAUGUAGAUCUGCCAAAACAGCAAGACUCUUUGACAACCAAAUAUUGGUAGAAAGAAGAUGACACUUUCAGACUGCAGCCUUUGCCAGAGCUCGUACUUGCUCCGCAUAUACUAUAAAAUUACUUUUAAUUGCUGUGCUUUAGAGAUUCUUUUUAUAACAGUCCCUACGGUCUGAAAUCAUGUUUGGGUUUGGAUGGGGGUAAGACUGUUUUCCAGAAGUUGACGUAUUUUGAAGCUAAAGGUCAUCCAGGUUCAAAAAGAAUAUCCUACCUUUUUGCUCUUAAGACAAGCUUGCUUAGGAAUCCUUCGAAGGAUUUCAUCUUAAUGGUGGGCCUGUAAUAAGCCAGUGGACACCCUCAUACUUCUAUUUAUUUUCUCCCUGAACUCAGCGGCUGAUGUAGUCAUGGGCACCAGAGCAAAGUUGAGCAAUAAGCUUUUUACCUACUCUGAAGGAAUACCCAAAACAGUAAGUGCUCCGGCAGGAGUAAAUCCUGCAUUGCGAGAAGAGCUGGUAUCUUGGGAAACCAGGCUGUUUUUCCUCACGUUUGGCUAGCUGCUUCUAAUUCAUGGAUUUUAUACUGUGAGUUUUCAAACGCUGUGAAUCAACUUUAAUUAAAUUGGCCAUUAAUGUUAAUUUAAUUGGCCAUUAAUGGAAAACUAGUUAAUUGGCAUUAAAGCAGAGGGUUGCUUGGCCAAGCAGCAGAGCUACCCUUGGCCCCUGGGGGGAUAGAAUAGCGUGUCACGAAGCAGUGCGUGCGGUUCUGGUGUGAAAGGCAGCAGCUGCAAUACCUUACACAGGUAGUAGCCUUGUUUAUGGCUCCGGUGAGAGUUGCCUUCUAUCCUGGGAAAAACAGUGAACGGUCAGCCAAAGCUGUACGUCUGGGAGGUAGCUUGCCCUCAAAGGGGCAUCACCCAUUUUCUUUGUGGUUCAUCACGUGCCGUGAUGCACUUUUAAGAACUGGAAAGGUGUCUUUCUGAAUGCUCCAUCCAUGGUGUAGCUCAGUUUUUGUCGAGGGAGCAAAGGAAAAAGCGCCCGUAACUAGGUAAGGUGACAUUUUUUUAGGGGAACGAAGUGUAAAUAUGUGUAAACCUUUAAGGACAGAAUUUCUCCAGAAUUGCAGGAAUUUCUUCUUCUUCUUCUUUUUCUUUGUAACACAUUCAGAAUACGAGUAUUUACUGCUUAAAGACAUAUAGCUCAAAAUUUCUUUCGUAUUGAAAAGCUCAAACGAUUGUCCCUGAAAAUAUGUGAGAUGUUAUUGCAGUUUAAGGGAGCCUGUGUAAUGGGAUAAUACAGCCUGAUGGUCCACAAUUUUCAGCUCUCCUCCAGAAGUUGUGAUGGUGGUGGUGAUGAUAACAGUAAUAACGAUACAUUAAACAGUACUAUGGGGUUUGACACAGCUUGUUCAGGAUGUAUUAUCAGGGGAAACUGCAAGAAAUUUGGAUUUAAAAUCCCUUUUUAAAGUCAAAGAAGUGUUCUAAGUAAUGGAAGAGUUGAUUCCUUUAUAUCACUGCCAUGCUUCUGGUGUUGAGCCCCGUUACUACAGCAAUAACAGGACGAAGGGUAUCAAGUAAUGCUAGCGUGGUUCUUCUUCCAUAAAGUUUGCCCCUUUUGUGUCAGAUAUUCUUAAGAUACUGCAUUUGACCUUGCUCUUUCAAGCAUUUGCCAAAUUGUGGGUUUUGUUCCUAGGAAAGGGAUUUAACAGCAACUACAAAAAAACACACACACCAUUUUUGCGGAUCAGAAUGUCAAAUUCAGCGAACAAUUUUUUUCUCUAUGCGUGUCUUUUGUGUUUGUUAAUAUUGUGCCAAGAAUGUAAAAAAAAAAAUGCCUGCUUCAAAAAGGAUAUACUUGUUUUGUCAAGCUAAACAUGAUUUUUUAAAGAAAAGAAUCAUUUUUUUACAUACGUGUUUGCAAUUUGUAACCACUAACUUUGUAUGGAUUAAAUGUGCAAGUGGAAAAAAUGUUUUAGACCAAAUCUUCGACAUGUACUGGCAAAGACGUAAACUGGAUGCAUGUAAUUAAAUGUGGAAAGUGGAUUUUCAAGGGCUUUUGGCUUUAAUGUAUUCUCCAGGUUUGCCCCAAACCAGUAUUUAUUGUGGCCCUAUAUAAGCUGGAGCAGUUUAUUUGUGGGGCUUGUUUGAAUUGAUAUUUUCAUGCAUUAAUUUAGCUAAUCCUCAUUUAGGGUUGUAUAAUCUUGCUUCCCACCAAUUUUCACUCUUUCAAUCCAGUUUAGACCAGCACAUGUGUUUUAAAUAACAUAGGUUUUAUAAUAAAUUAGAAACAUUUUAUCACAGACAUUGUGACAAUGUGAGGUUUAACACCAUAAUAUAAGCAGCGAGCUUUUUAACCCCCAGAGAUUAUUUUCUAAUCAUUGAAUUUUAACUAUGUUGAAUUUAUUACAUUUACUGGCUGCAAUCUUACAGCAGGGAACGUCCUGCAAUAUCCAUCUCAUCAAAGAGAGAGCAACUUCCAGCUCUCCAGAUGAAAGUAUGUUAUGUUACUGCUUGAUACAAUUAUUAUAUACUAAUUAUUGAUUUUAUUGUAAUUAUAAUUCAUAGUAAUAACCACACUGUUCCCAACAUAUUGAUGUAUAAAAUUUCUGAUAUUUACAAAUUCUUCCUUCUAUUUAAUGUCCAGUACAGUCCAUAAAAAUAGACUUUAACUUCUCUGAAGCUUAAGUUAUUCGCAGCUCAGCCAUUCUGAAUAUGCACAACUUUCUGUGCCUAUAGAAUCUUUAACCAAUUCGCACACAACCAAUAAGAACCUCUUUCUCAGAAGGUACACGUAAGAUUGUAUUCUCCUCACACCUUUCAACAGUGAACUUCUAAAUAAACAUGAUUUCCAGUUGAUCCUGGGAAUAACGCUGUUCGUAAGCUGCAGUUGAUAAUAUCAUGAUGUGUUUUUACGCAUUUGAAUGGUGUGAUUUCUUGCAGGAUUUCAUCCCAUUUUUAACAGGUUUAAUUUGAGGCUUCUGUUUUUAUCAUAUCCAAGUACUGGAUGUGAUCUGUUUUAGCUGUUUGUAGACAAUAAGCAAUUUUGCUUUUAUUCAGUCAAGCAAUGGUUUCUGAACCACAGCGAUCCCUAGUUGUGUAUCAACUGUAAAUAUUAGCAUUGAAAUUGAAAGUAAUCUCUAGUAUGUAGUUCUCUGGGUGAUGUUUAAAUAAUAUUGCUUAGUUAUCAGACCUUUAAUGAGACAAGGUGGGAGCUGUCUGUAUCUCCUGACCAGCCACUGUGUCCUGGAAUUCCCCCCCAUCAAGCUGACACAAGAGAGGACAGUGGAGAAAGUGGUGUCAGGGCACAACACCCUUGCUGGUAGUGCUUGUGACUGAACUGAAUGGCUGACUCUCCAGGAAAGGAAUUGCAUCAGUAGAGCAGUUUGGCAGAAGUACCCCUGCACUGAAAAAUGGGAACCUUCCCGUCUUCCUGAAGGUGGGUGCAGCAUUGCAGUUCCUUGCUGCAAGAUUGCAAGAUCUUUUUUUUAAAAGAAGACAGUAGACCUGGGUAAGUGGUCUGUGUUAGUUUUAUUGGAAGUGUUUUUGGACCUGCUGCAACUGGAGUUUCCUGUCGUCAUGCCAGAAAUUACCAUUGUACAGGCAACUGUACCAUUUUCAACUUCCAGUUGGCUAAAGGUUGUUUACAGUGAUAUUAGUGUUGUUAUAGUCGAAUGGUCUUGACAUGUUGGACAGUAAGUGUAUAUGUUGUGCAUACUUAACGGUCCCCUCUCCCUGAUUUUAUAUAUAUAUUUAUAGAUUGAGGUGAACUUCAUAGAAUGUUAUCAGCUGUAUCCCAGCUAAAUUCAGGAAUGCUCCAGUCUAAGAUUCAAGCACAUGAACUAGGACUGUAACAUACCUGAAGUGAUAUGCAUUAGGUUAUUAUUAGGGCUGUAUAGGCCUUCAGAAAUAAUUCCCAAAAGGUGCUUUGGAGUGUGUGGAAGUGCAAAUGCAACACCUGGCUGCAACUCUGUAGAGCAGUUGUGUCUGCAGGAUUGUGCGGUGACUCUGCUCAUGGUCCCAGGAAAAGACGCUGCUGCUUUAAAGAGGUGCCAGUAAGUGCCAUCUUUGUGUUCCUGUGUGCUCCACAGCAAUGCAAGAUAUAAAAGUAAAUGCAUGAAUAAAAAUUUGAGAAAAAUCAUGUUCAAAAUUGGCAUCUGCUGAUCCAGUGUUGAACGCUUCCUUGUAGAUACACUGGCAAUACUAAAGAUUAAUACAAUUUCUAUUUUCAUGAAUGUAGCAUUUCAUCCAUUGACAUUCUGAUUGCAAAUGCUUCUAGUUCUUGAAUGUUUGCUGUUAGAGAGCUGAUGUUUCCUUUUAUAAUGUUCCUCUUAGACCAGUGGUGAAUUUUUUUAAGGUUUCCAUUUAAAAAAAAAAUGAACCCCAAAUAAGAUGAAUUUACCUGUUUUAUGCCACCCAUUAUCACUGUUCUAACAGUGUAAUUAAAUACUUAACUGGGAAAUUGGUCCACUUAAGUUCAGCAGGAUUCAUUUCCAAGUAAUCUCAGUCUGAAAUUGGCAUGUCCUGGGUUUAGCUGUCAGUACUGCUUUUAUGAUUUGCCAAAAUUAGGAUAGCAGAACAAGAUGAAUUACUGCAGGUAUUCAGAGAUAACACUUAUCAAAAGGAAGGGAGUUCGGCAUGUUGCACAUACAUAUACUAAUAAGGCCUUGUAUGUCAACAUUUUCUGCUUCCCCCUUAACAAUACUAACAGGGAUUUGGGUUUUGUAUUUUCAAAGAGAAGCAGGAUGGAUCUGAAGAUGGCAAGAAGCCAGUUUGGCACCUUUACGCAGCAGCUCCAGGUAGAGCUGCCAGGUAGAGUGGGGGGCAGUGAGACAGCUGCCUGGCUUCUAGGAAGUCGAGUGAGAUGAUAGCAGGACAUGUCUUGGGCACUCUAGCGUGUUAUUCAAGGACCACGUGCAGUGGCAGCAUCUCUCUCUGUCCUUCAUAGGAUGCAGGGUGUGUAGGGGGAGUCUUAUAUCCAAUCUUAAAGAGCAUCCAAAAGCGGGGUGAGCUAACAUGCUCUUGCCCUUCUGCCUCCCCUUCCCAUGGGCCAUCUUCUAAAGACCUCUUCCCACCCCCACAGUUGUUCUCCGACACUAGAAAUGAAUUUGUUGCGGAGAAAUGCACUCCAGCUGGUGAACUGCCCAGUGCUAACAUUUUGGAACGAAAUCCUGCGUGUUCCCUGAUAGGCGUGCAGCACGUUGGCAUCACCGUCAAACUGCACUUCCCAUCCCGGUGUGGCUGGCUGCCACUGCUCUGCCUAGCUGGCCCUAAGAAAAUGGGGGGGAAGCUAGAUGGCCAUACUUGAAAAAGUCUGUUCUAAAUUUAAGGUUCCUUUUUCUAAAUACACAUUUUACAAAGAACAAAUAUUUUUAGUCCUCUGUAUAUAGUAAGAAUAAGUACCAUUUUUUAAAGGCAAGAAUACUGGGGGGGGGUAAAAUGUUAUCUUUGACUUUAAAAUUGAAUACAGGGUGUACAGGAUGUUUUUUUGUUUUGUUUUUUUGCUUUUUGGUUUGUUUUGCUCUUUUUUUUUCCUUUGAUGUGUGGUUUGGGAAAGUUGGGAUAUCAGUUUUUGAGUAGAAUGCACUGUGGAUCAGUGCUUUUAUUUGUACAUGAAAGGGAAUCCUUUUUUCCUCAAGUAGCCUACAUUUUGAGGAUAACACUGAAAUGCUCUGUGUACCGCUCACUUAUUUCCAUUCUAAAGAUUAUAUUUUUGAGUAAAGGAAAUUGUACAUGUUCUCACUGCAGUUGCUAGAAAAUGCUUAGAAAUAGAAAGGAUGCUUUUGACUCUGAUGUACUUUGACUUCUUGGUUGUCAGGUACUGAUUGAAAAAUGUAUUGUGUCACUCAUUUUCUCUACUGCUGUCUGAUGCUCAUUUUAAAUAUUGUAAUAACUGGUGCAGUCUCUUCUCCCUUUGUCCUAGCCUUUCCCAGAUGUUUCUUUAGUAGUCCCCAAAACUGAUAAAUCUUUGGAUGUAAUUGUAUUCCUGUAUCAAACAGUUGUAGGAUCAGAGAGGGAGAAAGGUGCUGAAUGCCUCUGCCUUUUUCUUCUAAUUGGCACUUUCAUUGUAUUAUUACUGAAUCUCCCCCUCCUUGUUCUGGAUAGAGAGGCUACCUGUUUUCAGGAUGAGUCUUUUAAAAUUAUUUUAUACCUCUAUGCAUAGUUGGGCAGAAUUAAUCAUCGAUGACAUUUGAAGCUUUUACUGAAAGGACAAUUGAAGUUAGAUGACGACUCUGAACUAUAAACCAUAUUACAAUUUUGUCCUCGGAUUUCUUUUUUCACGGCAUCUUUUUCUGUUUUGCUGUGAAAGCCAUAGAAGGCCUGCAGUUUAGCUAGGCUUUAAAGCAGAUUUUAGGCCAUGUAUCAAGUUGAACCCAGACUAAUGUAGUGGCGCUUGGACCCUGCUGGAAAAUGUGGUGAUGUGAUUCCCAUUUAAUUAAGUAGGAGUGAAGUGAAAGUAGCUUAGUCUUCAUCUAACUUGCACACAUGCCCAUUAGCAAGCUUGCAGUGGGGAGCCUUUGAAUAUCAUUCAAGAUGAUGCUACUUCCCAGCUUCCCUUACUGUUACUCAUAUUGAUGGGGGCUGCUGGGAGCUAUGGCUGAGCAAGAUCUGAGGAUCCCCACCUCAGAUUCAAGAGAGGAGGCAGGGGCAGGUUCAGCCUUUGCUGCAGCUGUAUCUGGCAGUUGACAUUGUGUGCUUGAGCUUCUCUGUCUAGAGCAGGGUUCCUCAACCAGGGUUCCAUGGCACCCUCGGGUUCUGCCAGAGGUCAUUAGGGGUUCCCUGGGAGAUCACGACUUAUUUAAAAAAUUAUUUCAAGUUUGGGCAACUUCACAUUAAAGAGGUAAGUUUCAUUCUUUAUUUUCAGGUUAAUAAUACUGCUAAUGCAUAUAUACAGGUCUACACCUGAAACAAGUAUAAUAAUUUGGUAACUUCUGACCUCUAUGAGCGUGAUUGUGCAGGGGUUCCCCGAGGCCUGAAAAAUAUUUCAAGGGUUCCUCCAGGGUCAAAAGGUUGAGAAAGGCUGAUCCAGAUACUUAAUUGGCAGAAUUGGAAGGCCAAAUGAGAUGUUAAGGUAAUGUUUUCUGUUUUCAUUUUUAAACAGUUGUCAGAGCAGGGCCUGGAUUAAGAUUCUGACACGCAGGUGGGAGGGUAAGAAAAUUUUCUUCAUGCCAAAAGGUGAAGACCCCUUAAAUCAUGCUUAGCUCCUGGAGAUCUGGACAUGUCCAUGCAGCUUUUUUGGCAGCGUUAUGGAAGUGGUUUGCCACUGCCUAAUUUGUGGUUUGCUUGCUUGUUUUUUAACUUCCUAUCUAGUCUACAGCCUGAGGGUUUCUACUUGAUUUCCAUCCAAUUACUAAUUAGGUCUGGCCUUGAUUGGUUUUUUGUUUUAGUUGAGCUAAGAUUGGCUCGGUGUUGCAUCUGCUGUGAAACACAAUAGCCCCAGAGGUUGCUUUUCGCCCUGCACAAGUCGCAGUAUUUAGGAAAGGGUUGCAGCUUUUUCUCCAUCCACUGGGGCCCUCAGUUCCCCUUUUUUGUUUGUUUUUAGAAGCACAUAAAAUGCAACUGCACAUUUCUCAUGGUGCCUGGUUUGUAGGGCUUUUUGGUCCUUGGUUGAAGAGCUGCUUAAACAGCAAAUUUGAGCUAAGUAAAUCCCACAGCUGUAGCAGGUUGAGAACACCUCCCGUGCUUGUCUUGGGGCCAGACGGCCUACCCACAGAAGUAGAAUCGGUACAGCCCAGGAGAGAAUUCCACUUGUCAUUUCUGUCCAUGAACUUGGUGAGCCAAUGACAUGCAUCUGACAUUUGUGGAAGCAGCAGGGUAAAUUGUGGCAAACAUUCAGUUGUCAGUGUUGUACCACUAAUUCUGCUUAACCUGCGAGCCAAAUUCUACAGAGUGCAUAUCUGCACUAGUACAGGGUAGUAUUUAAAGUCUGCAAUUCUUUGAGGUCUCCUUGCCACCCCGCAGCCAUUGCCAAUAGGAAGCCAGCUAUAUUCAGAAGAAUAUCCAGCUGUUGAAGUUGUUGCAUACAAAUACUGUAGGUGGAAAGCCUUGUAAGAUUUUUUUUUCUUUUCUCUGAAAUGCAUAUUUUAAAAAUUCAAGGGCCAGCAGUAGUUGCCAUAUUACUUGGGUGACAGAUGACAAAGUCUUUGAAUGUUGUCUGAAUAUUAUGUAGCCAAAUAACAAAAUGUUCAGCUAUAUAAUAGAAACAUAAGGUUAUUCGCACAAAUUUCUCUCAUUCACUAACUGAAAUUAUUGUAAACUUCAUACAGUAGCUCUAGUGAAAACCACUUGAACCAUUUAGUUGUGAAUUGCAAUUUACCAGGAUCGAUAUUUGUAUGUAGAUCUUAUUUGAAGUAAGUGUAAGCCUAUAAUUAAAUCCAAGUACAACUGAAAUUCCAAGAUGUUUCUGUGUUGAUAAGGCAUUAUUGAAGGAAUGUAGCCUUUAUUUUGGGAAUGCUUAAUGAAUUUCUGCAAAAAUGUUUGUAUUUUUUUCAUAUUUGAAAUGCUUUUCUAAGUUGACAUUUUUGUUCAACAUUUGAAAUAUAAUUAGAUUGUGAUUUUCUGUAUGAAUGUCUCAAAAUAUGUAUUUUGCCCAGCUCAUGUUAGAUUGCAAACAAGUUGGAGAAUGCAUCUAGCCAUCAAAAACUUUUUCAGUGCCCCCUCCCCGUCUCCCUCCAAUAUUCUUCUGAAAUAUUUUGUUUGCCAUGUUAACACUUUACAGAUUCUGGCGCUAACUGGCUUGACAGCAUAUAAAACCAGGAAGUGGUUGAGACUGUUGUAUAGACUCCGUUUUGUUAAUGAAACAGGUUUUGGAAAAUAAACUUUGGCACAAAG
Messenger RNA from Candoia aspera, 10857 nucleotides. RefSeq names its product phosphatidylinositol-binding clathrin assembly protein-like. The transcript is spliced from 20 exons. Gene Ontology annotation, molecular function: 1-phosphatidylinositol binding; phosphatidylinositol-4,5-bisphosphate binding; clathrin heavy chain binding. Gene Ontology annotation, cellular component: extrinsic component of presynaptic endocytic zone membrane; clathrin-coated vesicle; synaptic vesicle. Bases 77 to 2041 code for a protein of 654 amino acids. Gene Ontology annotation, biological process: synaptic vesicle budding from presynaptic endocytic zone membrane; clathrin-dependent endocytosis; clathrin coat assembly. NCBI's taxonomy places the organism in Eukaryota, Metazoa, Chordata, Lepidosauria, Squamata, Candoiidae. The record is from RefSeq and is a predicted model, not a curated record.